Paracoccidioides lutzii Pb01 is the source of this 1416-nucleotide messenger RNA. RefSeq lists its product as hypothetical. The transcript has a single exon. The coding region runs from base 1 to 1416 and encodes 471 amino acids. The record is from RefSeq and is a predicted model, not a curated record.
AUGGAUGGACAACGGCAACAAUAUAUACCUGCUCCGCCGCAUCACAUCUCGCAGUCUGGCUCCCAGGCGCAUAUGAUGUCUUUCCCGCCACCUCCUCCCCGAAUCGCCCAUGCAGCACACAGUCUAGUUCCGCCCCCUCCACCAGGUCCUCCGCCUGGUUCAACUUAUGGGGUCCAACAGGGAUGGCAACAAGGGUGGGGAAGGCAUCAGGCAAUGGCACAGCCUUUUCCCCCUCCCCCUCCCCCUCUGCUCAACCCCAACCAAGCACAAAACCCACAUCUAGCGUACAGCGUUACUCGUUCUCGUCAGCCUGCCCCUUUAUCUAUACCUUCCCGAUCGAUAUCUAAUGAGAUACAGCCUCUCACAUCCGCAACGUAUAUUCCUGGUGGUGAAUCAUUUGGUCCCGGAGUUGGCAUCCCUCCCCUUUUCACUCAUGACCUGCAGGAGCAAUACGGAUGUCCUCCCGAACAGUACCAAUAUUCCAUUGAAUCGGACAGUAUGAGACAUGUUUCCAACCCAACGAAUAGUGAUGGAGCUAUGCAACAUAAUACCGGGAAUCGAUCACAUCAAUUAACCCUUCCGUUGCGCGACCCUAAGGACGUAAUAUCUCCAGGACCUCCAACUGCGACUUUGCAGAAUCCGCAACCCCACAAUUCCGCCCAGGUAAAUGAGUAUUUUGUGGGUGGUAUGACGGCUCAGGAGGCCGACGAACGUUGGCCUCUCGAUCGUGUUUUGCUGUGGCUUGCCCAAAACGGAUUCUCUAACGAUUGGCAGGAAACUUUUCGCGUACUAGAGCUAUGCGGUGCUAGUUUCGUGGAGCUUGGUAGUCGUGCUAAUGGCAGAAGAGAUCUGAGUAAGAUGCACAAGGUGGUUUAUCCUCAGCUCACAAAGGAGUGCAUCAAGAGUGGCACUGGAUGGGAUAAGGCAAGGGAACGGGAGGAGGGAAAGCGAAUGCGGAAUUUGAUACGGAGGAUUGCUGAUCAGGGUACCUCGGACAAUGCAACCCUGGGGACGAGAUAUUACGAGAAUUCAAUGUUGCCAAGUGCGUCCACAGAUGGAGGAUUGGAAAAUUCACCCAAUUUGGGGCGGGAUUCGUUUCCAAAUCACAUUACUGGAACUGCUGAAAGUAGCCCUUGUCAACAAUAUACUGUCAAAGCAACACCUCUCAAUGUGAUUCAGAAGCAAUAUUCCUGCCAUCGGACUGAAUCAGGAACUCCGGAUGCUCGGUCAGACUUCUCUCGAAGCGUUUUUGGAAUGCUAGAUGGGCGCCGUGGCCACAGCCCGUCUGCCUCAAGUGAUAAUGGAAUUCUCGCCGUUUCAGAGGAGCACCCUCAAAGUGGCAGCCCUGCCCCUAAUUACGUCACAAUGGCACCAAGAAUAUGUCCCAUACUCUGUGGAAGCGAACGGAAGAUCUGA